ACUCCCUGUUUCCACCGAUGCAAUUUGCGUUCCUCGUUCCGGCGACAUUCGGCGUGGCACUGAUCGGUGGGCUUUCACUGUUCUCGGUCUACCACUUGCGCGAGCAUCUCGGCGAUCGGACGGCGUAGAUUGAUCGAGAUUUUAUUUGCAGUCAUCCACCGGCAGCAUGGAAACGUGGCUCGUGAUCGGCAUUUCGGGCGUAACGAAUGGAGGCAAGACGACGCUCGCCAAAUCGCUAGAAUCCUACUUCACCGCACAGCAGGGCAAGGUGUUCUUCAAGGAAAAUCUCACCCUCAACCGGGUGGUUUCGCUCUGUCAGGAUGAUUACUUUCUGCCGGUCGACAGCCCGAAGCACACGAUGAUCGAGAAGCUCAACCACAUCAACUGGGAAAUUCUGUCCUCGCUCGACAUGGAACGGAUGUGUUUUGAUAUAAUGAAAAUUUUGGGCCACAAGUUCAUCCUGUACAACUGUGGGCACCACCGGCCGGCGACAGUGGUGGCGGGCACGGUCGUCGAUCGUCACCGCAUCGAGCAGGUCGAACCGAUGGUACAGGACGAGGAGGACAACAUUUUUGCCGACCACAUGCUGAGCAACUUUCUGUGCAAGUACGACGAGAACGGGACUGGCGGGCGGACGACGAACUUGAUCAAGAAGUCCAAGAACGAUUCAUACCAAAACAUGAACCUCAAGCUGAACGUGCUGCUGCUGGAGGGCUUUCUCAUCUUCAACCACCCGAUCCCGCUGGAUCUGUGCAGCGUCAAGUUCCACAUCCAUUUGCCGUAUGAAAAGUGCUAUGCUCGCCGAUUGCAGCGCGUCUACAAUCCGCCCGACGUGGUGGGUUACUUCGAGAUUUGCGUUUGGCCGUCAUACGAGAAGCACUUUAAGGAGUUUAAGGACCGGAAGGACGUUUACGUGCUGAACGGGGAGAUACCGCAGGAGAACCUCUUCAACUACGUACUGAACUGCGUCAAAGAUUUACUGUAAGGCGCCGCGAUAAGGUUAGGAUUAAACAGAGCGACCAGUACAAGCGCGAUCGCGAUCGCGAACGCGAUGUAUCACGAUUCCAGUAACGGGUUAAUGAGUUCCUUAAGCAUAAGACACAUACAACACACACUGUAGGCAGGGUGGAGCCGGAUUGGAGCCGACUUUUGGGCCAAGCUAUUGUAGAGAAACGCUCUUAUGAUUAGAUGACGACGCUACGCCUCCCGCGGCCGAGCGUAUC
Molecule: messenger RNA, 1223 nt
Organism: Anopheles bellator
Lineage: Eukaryota; Metazoa; Arthropoda; Insecta; Diptera; Culicidae
Product: nicotinamide riboside kinase 1
Exons: 2
Coding region: 167-985 (272 amino acids)
Cellular component (GO): cytoplasm
Source: RefSeq, a predicted model, not a curated record